Messenger RNA from Leguminivora glycinivorella, 2025 nucleotides. It is a transcript of the gene drk, whose product is annotated as growth factor receptor-bound protein 2. NCBI's taxonomy places the organism in Eukaryota, Metazoa, Arthropoda, Insecta, Lepidoptera, Tortricidae. The transcript is spliced from 7 exons. Bases 219 to 854 code for a protein of 211 amino acids. The record is from RefSeq and is a predicted model, not a curated record. Gene Ontology annotation, molecular function: protein binding.
UAGUUUUUGAUGUGUGGCUGUGGGUGAAGAUCGAACGAAAGAAUAAAUAAUUUGUUACAAGUAUUUGUACAGUAACAAAUUAUUUUAAAUCAGUUUAUAAGAUAAUUUAUACAUUAUGAUUACUCUACUGCCUUGACCCCAAGUACUGUGAAAAUAGCGUAUACUUUGUGAGUUAUUUUGGUAAUCGGUGACAUUUCAGUGAAGUGCCUAAUUUGAUCAUGGAGGCUAUAGCAAAACACGAUUUCACUGCUACCGCUGAUGAUGAACUGAGUUUUAGGAAAAACCAGGUCCUAAAAAUACUAAAUAUGGAGGAAGACAUGAAUUGGUACAGGGCAGAAUUAGACGGCAGAGAAGGACUAAUACCUAGCAACUAUAUUCAAAUGAAAAAUCACAGUUGGUAUUACGGAAGGAUCACAAGAGCAGAUGCCGAGAGACUAUUAGCAAAUAAGCCAGAAGGUGGAUUUCUUAUAAGGAUCAGUGAAUCAAGCCCUGGGGAUUUCUCCUUAUCUGUCAAAUGUCCCGACGGCGUCCAACAUUUCAAAGUCCUGCGCGACGCGUCGAGCAAGUUCUUCCUCUGGGUGGUGAAGUUCAAUUCCCUCAACGAGCUGGUUGACUAUCAUCGCACGGCGUCUGUCAGUCGCCUGCAGGACGUCAAGCUCAAGGACGUCGUGCCAGAAGAGACGUUGGUGCAAGCGCUAUACGACUUCACGCCGCAGGAGGCCGGCGAGCUCGAGUUCCGGCGCGGUGACGUCAUCACCGUCACGGACCGCUCCGACCAGCACUGGUGGCAGGGAGAGAUCGCGCAUCGUCGCGGCCUGUUCCCCGCGUCUUACGUGACCGCCUACCACUCAUAGUGCACCCUCGCAAAUGUGUAAUCCGGAAUAGAUUCGGCGAGUCGUGGUCUCCGCCAGGUCAGAUUCAAAUAUACAACUUUAUUGUAAGGGAUCGCAAACCCCACUUUUCAUUACUUUCCUUCGAACUUGACUCACAAACUACAAAAAAUACUACCAUUUGCACUUUACAUCACUUCUUUGAAUUUCGACUUGUAAUUCAACUCUCUGAUAAUACCUACACAAACAAAUAUUAUGUCCCGGAUAUUAUGGGACGGCUAUAAGGUUAUAAUAACCCAAUCACAGGAAAGAAGUGAUAUUUAUUGUGCAACCUUGCCAUAUGCAAAAGUGAAUAUUGGAUAUGUAAGGAUAGAUUAUUACUGGGAGAUAGAUUCUCAGUGCAAGUGAAGUCAUCAUAGCUCGUAAUGUUCUAACCCUUUAUAAGGCAUUAAUGUCAGAAAAUAUAUAAAAUGUAACCUUGUCAUUGAGACAGAGUUCAAAAUCAGGUGGGAAAUAUAUUCCCUUUGCCUUAUAAAGGCUUAAUGUUCUAUACUAAUAGUGCUAACACAUAACCGCACCGCGACCUUGAAACUAUUGACUUGCUUUUCACGUAAGUUAGAGCGCGAAAAAAAUUACUCUGUCUCGCUCUUACGUGCAAGAUGGUAUGUGGAGAACCUUAGUGCGGUGCGGUCGUGUGUUAGCACUUUAACGAUAAGGCAAGGAGUAAGUGUCGAGGUCCGUAGCGUUUGGUUUGUGUAAUGUUCAACAUGGUGCUUCAAGUCCAACAGUCGGUCAAUAAGUGGUUUUAUAUACGCAUAAUUAAUCGUAUUAAUUGUUAACGUAAAGCCGUAUGUCCAUAGAACUCUGUGGAGUUCGCAACUGCCUUGUGUUUUGCAAUACUAUUUUGUAGUACGAAUUGUCAUCGGGAGUACAAAACUUCGUUUCGUGUCGUGUUUUUUAUCUGUGUAGUGUUCUGUGUGUCGAAUUUAUUGAUUACUUUCCAUAUCUUAAUUAUUGUGACAACUCGAAGGAUGAAUACCUGUUUUUUGUCCUCAAAUACGUGCCAGAAUGUUAUUUGUAGUGUUUUAAAUGCCUGUGUUUAGUGUAAAGGUAAUAGGGAUCAACUCGGUAAAUACUGAAUUCCCCCACAAUAUGAUUAUGAUGAUUUGGUUUUAAAUAACGUUUAUGACCAUUA